UGCCAUGCGGCAAUGUUUUUAUGCCAUAUGGCAUUUUCUUUGCCAUGUGGCAAAAUGGAUUUUGACAUGUGUCUUUUUUUGGUUUAUGCCAAAAUGCAUUUCGGUUUGUGGCAUUUUUGGGGAAUGUAUAUUGCAUUUUUGGAGGGUGUAUAUAGCAGUUUUUGCAGGCCAUGUACCUCCAUGCCAUAGACGGCUAUGCACAUCCAAAUUUUCCAAAUGGCAGAAUAACGUGUGGCUGUGAUUUUUGAACAUACACUUUACAUUAUAGGUCAAAGACAUUCAACUGGCACCCAACUCAGGCUUUGCCAUUGACGGCUAUGCACGUCCAAAUUUUCCAUUAUCUUUAAAUGCCAGAAAAACAUGAGUGGCUGUGAUUUUUGACCAUACACUUUACAUUACAGGUCAUUGACAUUCAACUGACACCCAAGUCAGGUUAUGCCAUUGACGGCUUUGCACGCAUUAAAAAUGCCACACGGCAAAAACCAUUUUGCCACAUGGCAAAUGCCACUUUUGGUUCUCGAACCUGCUGUAAAAAAGCUAAUUUUUUAGGCUACUCUGAUUCUUCUAAAGUCUAGAGCAGCUACAGAGUAUAAAACAUAAACAUACUACACAAUCAUGUGUGAUUUUUACCUAUUUACGUCCAUAUUUCAAAGGUUUUAUUUUGGAAGUGAGCGGAAAUAUUCCCGUCAUUCGACCAGCUUUUGUUUUGCAAGGGAGCGGAAGUCAUCGUCGUCUUUUGUCUCGCUCGCUCGCCGCCAGCUCAUCUCUUUUACGCGCACGAUCGAGCGGCUUGAGAACAACGUCUUGCAGGCCCGCUCCCUAUCCGAACCCCGGUCCGGGUUCGCCUUAUCCCCGCAGCGAGAUGUUACGAGCCCCCGGCGGCUUGACGCGAACACCGCCGCAGCCGCUCCAGGGACACAGCGAUGCUUUUCAAACGGAGAGCCAGGAUGCUGAGAGGGUUGGCGUGCGGCCGGGUGGGUCCGCUUUGGAUGUGGAAAGCGCUCCUGCUCUUCGGGGCUGUCAUUUUCACAGGACAACUACUGGUAAUCAUCUUCAGCAAGAGCGACCAGCAGGUCGCUCACUCCGUCUUCUCCUCCCCUGAUGCCCGGGGCCCGGCUUUGGGGCCUUGCCAGCCCCACAACCACAUCAUGUUCCUCAAGACUCACAAGACUGCCAGCAGCACCGUGCUCAACAUGCUGUAUCGUUUCGGAGAAGAGCGCGGUCUCCGUUUCGCCCUGCCGCUGGGCUACCAGCUGGGCUACCCGCUGCCCUUCAACGCCCACAGAGUCAAGGGAUACCGGGGGCCUAGAGUCGUGGAGUUCCACAUUAUGGCCAAUCACAUGAGAUUUCAAAAAGCAGAGGUGGAGAAGGUGAUGCCCGCCGAUACCUUCUACUUCUCCAUCAUCAGGGAUCCUCUGGCUCUGGCCGAGUCGUCCUUCGCCUAUUACAAAGAAGUGGCGCCGGCUUUCCGGAAGGCAAAAGGCCUGGGCGACUUUGCGGACAACGCGGGUAAAUACUACGACCCCCACGCCCGCAACAACCACUACGCCCGCAACUUGCUGUGGUUCGACUUCGGCUUGGACCACAAUGCUAACUUCUCAGAGGGGCUGGCACGGCACGGCGAGGCGGCGGUGCGCCGGGCCUUCAAGCUGGUCCUAGUGUCAGAGUUCUUCGACCAAUCCAUGAUACUCCUACGCCACGUUCUGUGCUGGCCCCUGGACGCCGUGGUGUCCUUCAGCCUGAACGCGCGGCAGCAGAAGCCGGACGCGUUCGGCGACAGGCGGAUGGGGAAGAUCCGCGGCCCCAAAGCGCCGCCCGAUCUGGUCCUAACCGAGGAGCAGCGGGAGAAGCUGCGCCGGUGGAACGCAUUGGACUGGCACUUGUACCAAGCCUUCAACCGGACCUUCUGGCGGGAAGUGGACGCCUUCGGAUUGGCGCGGAUGGAACGGGAGGUGACUCUGCUGCGGAGUCGGCGCGAGGCUCUCGCCGGGGUCUGCCUGAGGGACGGCGGCAAGCCCGUUGAGGCCCACCGCAUCCGGGAUAAAACCAUCAGGCCCUAUCAGAGCGGCUUCGGGAAGAUUCUGGGCUACGAGCUGAGGCCGGGGUUGGACAACGUCACCAGGACCGCCUGCCUGAGGAUGAUCAUGCCCGAGAUUCAGUACAAAGACGCGCUAGACGCCAAACAAUUCCCCAGGGUGCAGGCGCCACAGGCCCCGCCGCCAGGGCAGCGGAGCUCAGUGCCCAACUCUUGAUAGGUCUUUUUUUUUUCAACCUGGACCAAUGGUCUGGGACGAAAGAGGGGGAACCGGGUCUGAGAUGGAAGUCGCCAACAGAAGAAAAUCCUAAAUUACAAAUCUUGAAGUAGGAAGAAAAAAAUGGCACUAUUUUGCCAGGAAAAAAAAGUCUUGCUAGACAAACGUCAUUUUAUGGGAAUUAGUUACGAGUUUUAUUCCCCGAUUAUUUACAAAAAAAAAACUGUGGCGUUUAUAUAUGAACCAAGUCAUGCGAAAACGUAAUUGGCUAACAUUUUAUUCAAGACUUUUCUAAAUUUUCUAGAAAUAUUUGGAUUUUUUUCCACAAAUCAGAACUUUAGUUGGACUAGAACUGUCUUCCCAUCACCGUCUCAGUUUCCCUUGUUGUAUUUGUACACACUUGAAUAGAUACUUGAGUAUUAACUCUUUCAGUGCCAUUGACGAUGAUGAGACGCCCAAUGGUGUGGCUCUUAAAAAUUGAGUUAAAAUGGUUCGAAUGAGUCAGUGGCAGCCAAUGAGGUACUUUUUCAGACUGGAAUAAUGAACUAUUUCAUGUUUUUUGCACAACUGUAAGCUAUUUCUGGCUGUGAGAAUUUAGUAGGAUUUUGUAAAAAUAGACAAGUACCGUAAUUUUCUGACAAUAAUGCUCUACUUUUUUCCCCUCAUUUUGAAUCCCGCGGCUUAUACGUUGAUUUAUUUGGAUUAAUAGGUAACACUUUAUUUGACAGCAGUGUCAUAAGGCAGUCAUAAUUAUGGCAUGACACUAUAAUAGGCAUUAAUGAUAUUAUGAAUUAUGUUACUCCAUUUAUGUCAAGCUCGGAUCUUCACAUACAUUUAAACAUGAGGUAAUUUAGCGGACGACACAAAAUGACAUGUCAUAAGCAUUCAUCAAUGCUCAUGGCAGUGUCAUGUCAUUAUUAUGACGGUCUUAUGUCAAAUUGUCAAAUAAAGUGUUGUCAAAUUACAUUACUAACAACUAAUGAAACAACUGGAACAGUAACUGAAGAAAUAAUUAGCACAGAACAAGAAUUUAGUUUUUUGUUUUUUUUUUUACAUUUGUAACUCUGCAAUGCAUGUUAGGAGGCAUGUUGGAUGACAACAGUGUUGACAGCAGAGGUUGACUGUCUCCCCCAAGUGAGCAAUGAUGGCCAAAUGAAGCUUCUUGAAGCACUGAAGCUUUGCAGCCAAUUGGUUCAAAGCUUCAUGAUGGUUCAUUUGCUCUAAUGACAGUCUUGUGGUGCCACUGUCUAAAAAAAGUGUUUCCAAGUAAUAUAACUAGCAAUUAAUGAAACAACUGGAACAGUAACUGAAGAAAUAAUUAGCACAGAACAAACAUUUUGAUUGUUACUUACAUCUGUAAUGCUGCAACGCAUGUUAGGAGGCAUGUUGGACGACAACAGUGUUGACAGCAGAGGUUGACUGUCUCCCCCAAGGGAGCAGUGAUGGCCAAAAGAAGCUUCUUGAAGCACUGAAUCAGGGGUUCCCAACCUAUUCCACUAAGGCACACUGUGGGUGCAGGAUUUCAUUCUUACCAAACAAGAUGACAACACUUUUUCCCCAAUCUGGUGUUUUACAAGUGCAAUCAGUUGAUUGCAGUCAGGUGUGGCUUGUUUUAGCAGAAGCCUCAUUGGUUCAACUGUCUCUGCUGGAUCGGCUGGAACAAAAACCAGGACCCACAGUGUGCCUUGAGGACUGGGUUGAAAACCCCUGCACUGAAUAGUGGUUCAUUUGAUCUUAUGACUGUUUAAUGGCACCUCUGUAAAAUACAGUGUUACCAAAUGCCAUAACUAGCAAUUAAUGAAACAAAUGGAACAGUAACUGAAGAAAUAAUUAGCACAGAGCACGAAUUUUGAUUGUUAUUUACAUCUGUAACGCAGCAAUGCAUGUUAGGAGGCAUGUUGGACGACAACAGUGUUGACAGCAGAGGUUGAGUGUCUCCGCUAAGGGAGCAGUGAUGCCCAAAUGAAGUUUCUUGAAGCACUGAAGCUUUGCAGCCAAUUGGUUCAAAGCAUCAUGGUGGUUCAUUUGAUCUAAUGACAGUCUUAUGGUGCCACUGUCUAAAAAAGUGUUACCAAAUAACAUAACUAGCAAUUAAUAAAACAACUGGAACAGUAACUGAAGAAAUAAUUAGCAAAGAACAAACAUUUUUAUUGUUACUUACAUCUGUAAUGCUGCAACGCAUGUUAGGAGGCAUGUUGGACCACAACAGUGUUGACAGCAGAGGUUGACUGUCAUACCAAAUGCCAUAACUAGCAAUUAAUGAAACAAAUGGAACAGUAACUGAAGAAAUAAUUAGCAUAGAACAUGAAUUUGGAUUGUUAUUUACAUUUGUAACGUUGCAAUGCAUGUUAGGAGGCAUGUAGGACGACAGCAGUGUUGACAGCAGAGGUUGACUGUCUCCCCCAAGUGAGCACUGAUGGCCAAAUGAAGCGUCUUGAAGCACUGAAGCUUUGCAGCCAAUUGGUUUAAAGCUUCAUGAUGGUUCAUUUGAUCUUAUGAAAGUCUAAUGGCACCACUGUCAAAUCAAGUGUUACUAAAUACCAUAACUAGCAAGUCGUGAAACAACUGGAACAGUAACUGAAGAAAUAAUUAGCACAUAACAUGAAUUUUGAUUGUUAUUUACAACUGUUACGCUGCAAUGCAUGUUAGGAGGCAAGUUGGAUGACAACAGUAGAGACAGCAGAGGUUGACAGUAUCCCCCAAGGGAGCAGUGAUGGCCAAAUGAAGCUUCUUGAAGCAAUUGCAGCCAAUUGGUUCAAAGCUUCAUGGUGGUUCAUUUGAUUUGUGACAGUCGUAUGAUGUCGCUGUCAAAUAUAGUGUUACUAGUUAAUAUCUAAUGGCGUAAAUAUCCCAUAAUACAAUGAGGACAGCUGCGGAUUAUAGUCCAGUGAGUCUUAUCUAUGAACAAAUGCAGUUUUCAUGUCAAAUUUGGUGGGUGGCGGCUGAUAGUCAGGUGAGCCUUAUAGUCUGAAAAUUACGGUACACUGAAAUACUGGAAUAUUUCCUAUUAAAUUCUUGUGAACUUGCGUUUCCUCAAAUAGUGGCUUUUAGAAAGAAAUCAGCAGCCUUUUUCAAUAUUUAUGAAAGUAGUUCCUGCCUUUUUUAAUGAUGAUUAUUUAUUUGUACAGUCUGAUAUGGAAUAAGUCUUGAAAAUGCAAUGGUACGAAUGAAGGCCUUCUUCUGGUACGCCACUAAAUAACAGUGUUUGGCCACUAUUUGGGGAAUAUAUUGUCACCAGAGAAGCCAAAUCAUGUGAUUACUUGUCUUUUUUUUUUUCCUUGGAAAGCGCAUGGUUUUCUGGAAGCGAACAAUGCGUCCAUUGAUAAUUUAUCACCGGUUGACAAUAACUUUAGUGUUCAAGUCCAUGAAAUAAAAAGUCACACAGACAAGAGUGGCGAGUUACCUUUUUGUGCUCUGGUUCUACAUGUAGGAGGUGUUUCAUGAAUUAGUAAAAAAAAACAA
Corythoichthys intestinalis (scribbled pipefish) is the source of this 5714-nucleotide messenger RNA. It is a transcript of the gene gal3st4, whose product is annotated as galactose-3-O-sulfotransferase 4. The record is from RefSeq and is a predicted model, not a curated record. Gene Ontology annotation, molecular function: galactosylceramide sulfotransferase activity. NCBI's taxonomy places the organism in Eukaryota, Metazoa, Chordata, Actinopteri, Syngnathiformes, Syngnathidae. The transcript has 4 exons. Gene Ontology annotation, cellular component: membrane. Gene Ontology annotation, biological process: glycolipid biosynthetic process. Bases 924 to 2252 code for a protein of 442 amino acids.